Molecule: messenger RNA, 1799 nt
Organism: Suricata suricatta (meerkat)
Lineage: Eukaryota; Metazoa; Chordata; Mammalia; Carnivora; Herpestidae
Gene: C12H3orf62
Product: chromosome 12 C3orf62 homolog
Source: RefSeq, a predicted model, not a curated record
CUGCUGGGUACCGUGGCCCCUCCAGUUUCUUUCCAUGUUGGCUUGAGAACGGGAACCUUUCCCUUCUUGCCGACUUUGGCCAGAAGUGACAUGGCCCCUCCAGCGGCUUCUGGAAGGUCCGCCCCCGCCCGCCCCCCACUGCGGUUCCCCCCCCCCUCCCCCCGCAGUCCUCAGCGGCCUCCCUCGCUAGGCAGGGGAGAGGGGGAGGAUCCCGCUAGCUUGGUGGGGGCGGGGGUGGGGGCUUGGGUUUAAAGAACUAGGUGGUCAUCCCUGCAUUCUUGUCUGACCUUUAACCUUGGAGGGGGAGCGCAGUUCUCGGGCACGCACGGUCAACUCCGGCACGCGCAGCGACCGUUGGCAGGGUGUCGGUGUGGCUGCAAAGCUGGGUGAGGACGUGGCCACGGCCCUUCCCGAGGGCGGCUGGCGGGCUGCUGGCUGGGGCCGAGGGGGCUACAGAGAUGGCUGGACCGGGGCGGGGAGGCGGGGAGCAGGGGGAGGCGGGGUCGAGGGUCCCUGGGACUCCCGCCCUAUUGCAGGUUCCUCCGGGAGAACCACGGGCCGCACCGCCGCACGGGGAGGAAGUCCUCCAACCCCCAACCCGGUGUGUGGGUUACUGUGGCCUCUGUCCUGUGGCGUGGACUGAGCUCCAGGAGAUGCUUUUUCGGGGGUGGUUUGCAACCUCAUCUGUUAAUAUACUCUGUGCAUUUCCAAUGUAUUACAUAAUAAAGACAUGGUCGCUUUUAGGAAUGUCUGAAAAACUGAGAAGAUGCAGAAAGGAGCUGACUGCAGCCAUAGACCGGGCCUUUGAAGGUGUCAGUCAUUCCCAGGAGUGCUCAGGCCAGCGGAGGCUGGAGCGGGAUACCGCGCCGCUCUCCUUCCCCCUCCCUGUGCACCGGCUCCUCUGCCGGAGACACCCGCCGGGAGCCUGCGCCUCCUCCUCCCCCUUGCCUGCGCCUUUCGCUCCAGUCCCCUGUGCUCCUGAGACUGAGAGCUCUGCCUUUGCUCCAAACCAUUCCCCAGCGAACGCAAAGCCGCAUGCUUUAUGCGCGAAAAGAAAACCUCUCACCAGUAAGGAAAACGUAUUGAUGCAUUCCUCCAUUUUGGCACCGGAAAGACCGUUUUGGAGAGCCGCGGGAGAUGGGGAGAACUGGAGAAAAGACAGCCUAAGGAAAGAUAUGGAGAAAGACUUGAAGGUUGACUCAAACAUGCCACUCAGCAGUUCUAGCCAAGAGGUCACAAAGGAUCUGCUUGACAUGGUCGACCACGCAAGCAUCCGAGCUAUUGAAGAACUGGCUGGGAAGCUAGAAUUUGAAAACACGCUGAGCCGCGUGUGUGGCCGCUGCGGAGGCUCGCCCUUCCGGGAGGAGGCCUGGGCUCUGCUCUCGGACGAGAGCCCUCGGGAGGCCUCAGAUGCGGAGCCGGGCGGCCUCACGCAGGCUUUUGAUGAUCACAGUAUCGUCGAGACUGUGCUGGACUUGGAAGAAGACUACAAUUUGAUGGCCUCUUUUAAAUACCAAAUUGAGUAAGGACAGCUUUGGUUCUUUCCAGCAGAAGGCUGCCUGUCAGGCAGGGACCGGUGUCACUGUGGGCCACUGCCGAUGGCUGGCAGGACUGGGUUACCACACCCUCUUUAACUUCUAGUUGUGACCCUUUUUGAGCUGAAAGCCCAAUUUUUUGUUGUUGUUGUUGCUUUGAAAUGUUUCUUAUUGUUGACUUUUUUUCACUUUUCUUGAAAUCUAAAAUGUGUUUUUGAUUGACAUUUAAUACACCCAGUGCCCAAGGCGGAUAUGGGUCGUGGA